Messenger RNA from Pyricularia oryzae 70-15, 201 nucleotides. RefSeq lists its product as uncharacterized. The transcript is spliced from 3 exons. The record is from RefSeq and is a predicted model, not a curated record. NCBI's taxonomy places the organism in Eukaryota, Fungi, Ascomycota, Sordariomycetes, Magnaporthales, Pyriculariaceae. The coding region runs from base 1 to 201 and encodes 66 amino acids.
AUGGAUGCUUACCCUAUCGAGAUCCAACAACACGUAGGUAUGUACGUACUAUCUACAGCGCUAAGUGGUGCCAAGGGUGCGACCAUCGGCUCUGCGAGGGGUCCCUGGCCUAAACGUCACGGUGGGCAGGGGCAGGCAGCCCAGGCGACCAAGGCACAUUGCAACAAUCAGGCUCGCAUGCACGACGGGGAGCAGUUUUGA